AUGACUAGCAACAAAACAUGACUAAUAAAAAAAGUUUAACGAAAUCGUAACGGCGAAAGGUUCCCUUGACCAGUUAGAAAGCUGCAUUCGCCGGAACCAGAUCUCUCGCUCUCUCGACAUAUACAUAUAUAUCUUUACGUAUAAUAGACCUCUAAAACCCUAGAACAUUCCUAUUCGGUUCCAAAACCAAACCCUAGAACUCCAAUUCAAUCGCGCAAAUCCCUAAUUUGCAUUGUCAAAUUGUGCCGUAAUUUCACUCUCUGGAGAGGAAUUUUUGAAACCUAGGUUUUUAAGCAGAGGAUGUUGAUGGUUGAGAGUGACAAUGGAGGCAAGUAAAGUGGUGAAUAAUGCUGUGCAAAAUGGCAGCUCGAGCGACGGACUGCCUCCUAACCCGCUUACGGGAUCGCCGUCUAAGAAAUCCCUGGUCCGUCACCCAUCUCUGGUGAAGACAAAGAUGUCAAGUAUUUCUGUUGAACCAAGAUUGAGUGUAGAAGGUCAUGAGACCAAGUUCAUUCCUAUUCUUCGCUCUGGAGCGUGGGCAGACAUUGGCUCUCGCUCGAGGAUGGAGGAUGUAUAUGUUUGUGUGGACAAUUUUAUGCAUGAUUAUGGGGUCAAUAAUUUCAAUGAAGAGCCCAAUGCCUUCUAUGGAGUUUUUGAUGGGCAUGGAGGAAAGCAUGCAGCUGACUUCGCAUGCAACCAUUUGCCAAGAUUCAUAGUUAAGGAUGAAGACUUCCCAAGGGAAAUUGAGAGGGCUGUUGCAUCAGCGUUUCUACAAACAGACACUGCUUUUGCAGAAGCUUGCUCAUUGAAUGCUGCCCUUGCUUCUGGUACCACCGUUUUGGCAGCUCUUGUUGUCGGGAGUUCAUUGAUUGUGGCAAAUGCUGGAGAUUGCCGAGCAGUGCUCUGUCGCCGGGGUAAAGCAAUUGAGAUGUCAAGGGAUCACAAACCAGGUUGUGCCUUAGAGAAGAAGCGCAUUGAAUCUUCUGGAGGGUAUGUCUACGAUGGUUACCUCAAUGGACAACUAAACGUUGCUCGUGCUUUAGGGGACUGGCACAUGGAAGGAUUAAAGGGUAGUAGUAGUGGCGGCCCACUUAGUGCAGAGCCUGAAUUUAUGAGGGCAAGACUAACAGAAGAGGAUGAAUUCCUUAUCAUUGGCUGUGAUGGAAUCUGGGAUGUGUUUAUGAGCCAAAAUGCCGUAGAUUUUGCUCGACGAAGGCUUCAGGAACACAAUGACCCAGUCAUAUGUAGCAAGGACCUGGUUGAUGAGGCUUUGAAGAGGAAGAGUGGCGACAAUUUGGCUGUUGUCGUGGUGUGUUUCAAGCGCCAACCUCCUCCUAACUUGGUUGUUCCCCGUUCAAGAGUGCACAGGAGCAUUUCUGCUGAGGGUUUGAAAGAAUUACAGAGCUGCUUGGAUAGUGUGGAAACUUGAGAUGGUGACGAAUGUUUUUUUUUUUUCCUAAGAAUUCCAAAUUGUACUUUAGAUGUUAGGAGAGAACCAUUGUCUAACUGUAACAUAUGCGGCUGCUACACAUUUCAAUGUUUUGUUUGACUUUGAUUUAUUGUAUUACAGUUUAAUUUUUUUCCUUUUGAGAUUUUAGUUGUUGACACUGUCGUACCUGAUGAUGUUGUUUUCCUCGACUUUGAUUUAUCUUAUUCCAAAAUGUCAGAAUUAUUGAUACCA
Molecule: messenger RNA, 1681 nt
Organism: Camellia sinensis
Lineage: Eukaryota; Viridiplantae; Streptophyta; Magnoliopsida; Ericales; Theaceae
Product: putative protein phosphatase 2C 57
Biological process (GO): protein dephosphorylation
Molecular function (GO): protein serine/threonine phosphatase activity; cation binding
Source: RefSeq, a predicted model, not a curated record